This is a messenger RNA of Ilex paraguariensis (yerba mate), 1012 nucleotides long. The record is from the annotation of a GenBank genome assembly. Lineage: Eukaryota; Viridiplantae; Streptophyta; Magnoliopsida; Aquifoliales; Aquifoliaceae.
UUUUCAGCUUCUACCCAGACAUUCCUGGAAGUUCAAGGCAUUUUUGAUACAUAUAAAGGCAAACCACUUGAAUUUCGACAAGUUUUGAUCUGAAAUUCAUAUAUUCUGGGCUCUCCGGUGAUCAAAGUCCGUAGAUUCUCCACAUAUGGAAGAAACCCAUAUCAAAUCAGAUUGUGAAGAAGCGAAAGAAAUUCAGAUCAAAUCAGAUUUUGAAGAACAGGAAGAAAUUCAGGUCAACCCAGAUUGUGAAGAAGCCGAUGACGAAUUUUCAGACAUCACCCUCCGGCCAUUCGAUCGCUCCGACGUUGAUGACUUCAUGGUAUGGGCUAAAGAUGAGAAAGUAAGCAAAUUUUGCACUUGGGAGCCUCACAUCUCCAAAGAAGAGACCAUGAAUUAUAUUAUUGAUUAUGUUCUUCCUCAUCCUUGGUACAGAGCAAUCUGUCUCAAAAACCGGCCUAUCGGUGCCAUUACAGUGAGACCAAACCAAGGCAAUUAUAGUUGCAGAGCUGAGCUUGGUUAUGUCCUAGCAUACAAUUAUUGGGGCAAAGGAGUUAUGACAAGAGCUGUGAAAAUGGCGGAAACCGCCAUUUUUACUGAGUGGCCACACCUUCAGAGGCUUGAGGCUCUGGUGGAUGUGGAUAAUUCAGGUUCGCAAAGGGUGUUGGAGAAGGCUGGGUUUCAGAGGGAAGGUGUUCUGAGGAAGUAUAGGAUUCAGAAAGGGAAAGCAAUAGAUAUGGUGAUGUUUAGUUUUCUCUGUACUGAUUCAGUAGCUCACUAUUAUAUGAAUAGGGUGGGGGUUCCAAGCCAUAUGACCCUCCUUCGAUUUGCAGCAUGGGAGAAUUAUCUUACUACCCUUGUUCUUGAAGGGUGAUUUUCAUGCUGUUGUAAAAGAUACUAUGUCUAAUGAGGAUGGUCUUUUGGCUUUUGUAUUGGUAGUAGUUUUUUAAUGAAUUGGAUUUUGAUCUAAGUGUUGUUAUGCUUAUCCAAAUUUGAUUAAUUGGAUAUAAAUUGA